UUUAGGCCCCUUUCAGACGUAUCGACUUUACGCCGUCCGCCGUCCACGGCACGACGUCGUUCUCUCAAAUAACCAUGGAUGUCUAUGGACGCCUUCACACGUGUCGACCGACGCCGUGAACGACUUGGCGCCGUGGACGGCCGCCGUUGUCACAACGGCGCCCAUUUGGAAAUGGCACGGCGUUGCGCCGUCGACGGCGUGAAAUGUACACAGGUCUCUAUGGACUUGUUCAAACGUGUCGACGUUCCGCCGUCUGAAGUGGACGGCGCGAGUAGCGUGUCACACCACUUCAGUCGUUUCCUGACCACAGACGUGUUUAUAGUAUUGCUCACCAUUGAUAAUGGAAGACGUUGAUGUAGACGUUGAAUUGUUGAUUAGCCUGGUUGAAGAGAGGCCUGUUCUCUGGGACAAAAGCCUUGAAGCAUAUAAGUCCAAGACUGAAACCACUGCAGCAUGGAGGGAAGUCUGCAAUCAUCUGAACCCGGGCUUUGAGUCUAUGAGUGACGAUGCAAAGAACAAAUAUGGCAAGAUGAUAAGUACAAAAUGGACUAACAUCAGAGACCGGUACAUCAAAUAUCUAAAGAAGCUUGAAGAUGAAAAAAAAACAGGAUCCAAAGCAAAAUCAAUUAGAAAAUACAUAUAUAGUGACAACAUGUCAUUCCUGCAGAAGAAUACCAAGAGGAAGGAGACAGUUUCAAGUGCUGUAGAAGAAGAAGAGCAUGAAGAGAUAAGCCGCGACAUACCCACACUCUCCGACCCUCAACCCUCAACAUCAACUCAGGGAAAAGGUAAAAGACAGAAAACGCUUGUGACAGAUAUAGAAAAGUCUAUUUUUAAAAAACUACAGGAGCCAGAGGAUCGUCAUGUUAGUUUUUUUAAAGGUAUUUUACCCUCACUGCAGAAGUUUGAUGACACUGAAACAUUAGAAUUCCAAAGUGGAGUAAUAAAAAUUAUUCAGAGUAUUCACCGAUCUCGACAAACUCCCAAGGGUCCUGUGAGUGAUGGAAGGUGUGAGGGCGUGGAGGCAGCGGGUGUGGGUAAGUGUUAA
Eriocheir sinensis (Chinese mitten crab) is the source of this 1048-nucleotide messenger RNA. RefSeq lists its product as uncharacterized. The coding region runs from base 341 to 1048 and encodes 235 amino acids. Lineage: Eukaryota; Metazoa; Arthropoda; Malacostraca; Decapoda; Varunidae. Gene Ontology annotation, biological process: regulation of transcription by RNA polymerase II. The record is from RefSeq and is a predicted model, not a curated record. The transcript is spliced from 3 exons. Gene Ontology annotation, cellular component: transcription regulator complex; nucleus.